GCGCGCUUUCUCCCUCUCUCUCUAAAAUCCACGACGCCAUUGAUGACCGUACGCUCCAUAUAAACCGCACCGCCUCGCGCUCCACAUCCCCGCAUCGCCUUCGUCGCACCAUCGAAUCUCUAGUUCGCGCUCUCUUGUGAAGUCACUGCCGGAUUUGGGAGCCGAACACCGGCGUUGGAAGGAUGGUGAGACUACCGUACCUGACCGCGCUCACCACCCUCUUCAGUUACGGCCUCCUCUUCGCGUUCGGCCAGAUGAGAGAUUUCUUUCGGAAGCUCAUCGAUUGGUCCAAAUCCAAGGGCAAGGACCUCAAGGGGUAUGCGCCCAUCUGCUUAGGGCUCGAAGAUUUCUACACCCGCCGGCUCUAUCUCCGGAUUCAGGAUUGUUUUAGCCGACCAAUUGCGAGUGCACCAGAUGCUUGGAUCGAUGUAGUUGAGCGUUACUCUAAUGACCAUAACAAGACGCUACACCGGACCUCAAAUACUACCAAGUGCCUAAAUCUGGGAUCAUACAACUACCUUGGAUUUGCAGCAGCAGAUGAAUACUGUACACCCCUUGUUAUCGAGUCUCUGAAGAAAUACUCAGCCAGUACCUGCAGCGUUCGUGUCGAUGGCGGGACGACAAACCUUCACACCGAGCUGGAGGAACUAGUUGCAAGAUUUGUGGGAAAACCAGCUGCUAUACUUUUUGGUAUGGGUUAUGUGACAAACUCUGCAAUUAUUCCCGCUCUGGUAGGGAAGGGGGGACUGAUCAUUAGUGAUUCUUUGAACCAUAACUCUAUUGUCAAUGGUGCCCGAGGAUCUGGUGCAUCAGUACGCGUUUUCCAGCACAAUAGCCCCUCACAUUUGGAAGAGGUGCUGAGAGAGCAGAUAGCUGAGGGUCAGCCGCGGACGCAUAGACCCUGGAAAAAGAUAAUUGUUAUUGUUGAGGGCAUCUAUAGCAUGGAAGGAGAACUCUGCAAUCUUCCUGAAAUCAUAGCAGUCUGCAAAAAAUAUAAGGCAUACACCUACUUGGAUGAGGCUCACAGCAUUGGUGCUGUUGGAAAAUCAGGCAGAGGUGUGUGUGAACUCCUAGGAGUCGAUACAGCUGACGUGGACAUCAUGAUGGGAACAUUUACAAAAUCAUUUGGAUCUUGUGGGGGCUACAUUGCAGCAUCAAAGGAAAUCAUUCAGUAUCUGAAGCACACUUGUCCUGCUCAUCUGUAUGCUACUUCCAUGUCACCACCUGCUGUGCAGCAAGUUAUAUCUGCAAUUAAGGUUAUCCUUGGUGAAGAUGGUUCAAAUAGAGGAGCUCAGAAACUUGCAAGCAUCCGUCAAAAUAGCAACUUCUUCAGGUCAGAACUUCAGAAAAUGGGAUUUGAGGUUCUUGGUGAUAAUGAUUCUCCAGUAAUGCCAAUAAUGCUUUACAACCCAGCUAAGAUCCCAGCAUUUUCAAGGGAAUGCCUUAGACGGAAUGUUGCAGUUGUGACCGUUGCAUUCCCUGCAACACCUCUUCUUCUUGCAAGAGCUCGAAUCUGCAUAUCUGCUUCACACACCAGAGAAGACCUGAUGAAAGGGCUGGAUGUUAUCAGCAAAGUUGGAGACCUUGUGGGCAUCAAGUACUUCCCUGCAGAACCUCCCAAGCAUGUGGAGCAGGACAAGAAGACACUGUAGUAGAAGAAGACUCAGUUGUUGAUCCACUGGAAAUCAUGCCACCGGCGACAUCUUGGGUCGCAUCAACCUUGUGCCUUGUCCAAUUUUCUUUAAAGUGGGUCUACUUCUUGGGUUGUUUUCCGGAAGUUGAGUUUAUUUGUCCAGCUGAAAUUGCUUGUUUGAGUCUCUAAUAUGAUCCAUGUACAGGUUUAGUAAGUUGAGUGUGUUGUUUUUCUUAUGAUGUGGUCAAUAUCAUCUCAAUUUUUUGAUGUAAUAGUCUAGUAAUCUAAGCUACAGAUUAUUUUCAAUGUACUCUAAUAAAAAAUUGGUGGAAUUCAAACAUAUAUAUUUCGACCC
Messenger RNA from Musa acuminata subsp. malaccensis (wild Malaysian banana), 1988 nucleotides. Its product is annotated as long chain base biosynthesis protein 2a. The record is from RefSeq and is a predicted model, not a curated record. Gene Ontology annotation, cellular component: serine palmitoyltransferase complex. Gene Ontology annotation, molecular function: pyridoxal phosphate binding; serine C-palmitoyltransferase activity. Gene Ontology annotation, biological process: ceramide biosynthetic process; sphingosine biosynthetic process. NCBI's taxonomy places the organism in Eukaryota, Viridiplantae, Streptophyta, Magnoliopsida, Zingiberales, Musaceae.